Messenger RNA from Seminavis robusta, 1881 nucleotides. The record is from the annotation of a GenBank genome assembly. NCBI's taxonomy places the organism in Eukaryota, Bacillariophyta, Bacillariophyceae, Naviculales, Naviculaceae.
AUGUCCGAUGGCGGCGACAAUGAUGAGAAAGAAGACAAUACGCGAACCCAGGAAAUCUAUGCCAACUUGUUUGGUGAGAGUGAUAGCGCAGGGGGGAGUAGCAGCAGACAGCUUGGUGGAUCUACUGGCCGCUUUGGUGGCGAUCCUUCCACGGCCGACAAGAAAGAGCAAGUGUCGCAAAAGAUUGACAUUGCCGACAUUCCGAUACCCUUGUGGACGGACAGCAUGGAAAUUUCAGAAGAGCGAUGGCAAACUAAAAUUGAAUUUGAUGACAUUCCCGACUGGUCUCCCGAUUUUGUCUCCAGAAUCAGUAAGGAACGAGUCGAGAUAUUCAAAGGUGGAAUACCCACUCUAUCAGAACUUGCACAGCUGCCGUUGCCACCCCCACCGUUUCCCCAUCCAGGCCACGGUCAAUCCAAAGAAUACGCCAAUCUGCGCCGACAGGCCAUUUACGAAAAGAUUCGAAAGGAAGUUGUCAAGGCUGCUGAACCUAAACUUCCAGGCAUAUUGACACUUCCAACAUGGCAAGAAAAACAAGAUGCCGUGGAUGCCUUGUUUGAGUCGGUGGAACACCAACUACGCGUGAAAGAGUCCAUACUCUCGGGACAUCCACAGUUUGGACGAUGGGUGGAACGAGCAUUGGAGUCCUAUUUGAAAACGUUCAAAAAGGAAACACCAACAGAGUUGGCAUCAUCCGAUGGAGCCGAGUCGGCCGAUGAAAAAGACGAAGCAUCAGAUGAGAAAGCAGUGCCAGUCUUUAUGGAUUGCUACAGUGCAAAGGACCCAGAGGACCAAAUGGUUCCCAGUAUUCUAAUGCCUCUGAAACCUCAUCCACAUGAUGGACCUGGUAGAAUGGUGGAGGAGUGGGAGCUUUCAGCCCACAGCAAGUCCAAGAGGAUCAUGUUACGUCAAUCAACAAGGGACAUUGCUCGUGCUUUACAGGAAUCGGAAUCGGCACGUGUCUUGGUAACUGGGCGCAGAGGUGUGGGAAAGACCGCAGCGAUUGCAUCUGUGGUAGCAGCGGCGAGAAAGUCAGGCUACAUAGUGCUCUACAUGCCGGAUGGAAACCGCCUUCACAAACUUGGAUACUACAUUGAACCCAAUCCCAAAAACAAGGAACUAUACGACCUUCCUGUGCUGUCACAGGAAGUGUGCGACGAAUUGAUGACUCGCCAUGAAUCCGACCUGGAGGGAAUGGAAGCCGACGAAGCGACAAUGCAACAAUUCUUUACCGAGAGGCAAUUGGAAGAUCUGUCAGGUUACUCGGGCAGUGGUAGCAUGCUUUUGGUGGACCUAUUGAAAGCCGCCAAAGCAAACGUGGCACAUGCUGCCAUGUGCUUCACCGUGACGGUGGAUGUCUUGACGAAACAAACCGACAAACCAUUCUUGAUGGCGCUCGAUGAGUUCAAUUGCUACUUUGAACCUGGUCACUACUUCCACAUGGACUACGAUGAUAGCGUUGAGACUGCCAUCCCAUACGACCAGAUCAACCUCUUCAAACCUGCUCUUGAUGCCAUGGCGCUGUCGUUGGAGGAGGACGAGGAAAUCCCGUUGAAAACACCGAUUGCUCCCAAACGUGGGGGUGUCAUUGUUGGAAUAUCCGAGUCUUGUGCGAUUGCACGAAAAUGUACGGACGCAUUGACAGCAUAUGCGAGUCGCUCAGUCGCUGCUGGUCACGCUGGCGCAGCUCUCCAUAUAUUGGAGGUACCAAGGUUUUCCGAAUUGGAAGUCGAUCACAUACUUGCCAAUUACGAGAGCAUUGGUAUUGGUCACUUACGAAAUGAUCGAGGCGAAACAGUGAUGAACAAAGAGGGGAUUGCAUAUUUGCGAAUGAUUUCAAGCGAUGUGGGCCAGAAUCUGCUGGACGUGUGUUGUUAUUGA